GGUGCUACUCGCAAACCGGAGCACGAGGGCUUCUCGUUCUCCGCAUGAACUCUCAAACUCUCGCCCCUCAAUCUGCAUUUUACGAAGAGUGCUGCACUUAUUGACUCUUCCUUCUAUCUUCCUGACACUUGUCACGUGCUGUGCUUCACCCUUUAUAUGUCAUGUCGAAUCCCUCAAGGAGUUUCGGUGCAUCUGAUAAACAUCAAAGAGUAGGACCUGAUUAUUUUGGUUACUAUGCUCAUGAAGUAGUAAACUUGUUGUCACGAGAUGAUAAUGAUUUGCAAUCUUCUAAAAAAACAUCCAAGCCUCCUCAAAAUUCAUCAGGACAGGACAGUGGAAAGAGUACAGAGGAACAUAGAGUUUCUUCUGGGUCAUUAAAUAGUGAUGAUUCAGACUUCAAAAAGGAAAGAUUGACAUCACUACUCAGGCAAAGUGUCACUGAUCUUUCAUCUGAAGUCAACGAGAUGCUCGAGCCAGUUUUAGCUAUGCGAAGGUUGCAAUCCAGGCUAAAAGGUGAGAAGCAUUCGUCUGGUCAUGCUGUUGCUGUACCUGAUGAUGAUGCAGUGCAAAUCCCUUCUAAAAAACGGAAGGGUGAUGACAAUCAAUUAGGUCCAAACACAAGUCCAGAAGAGAAGAAUGAAGAGGUGAAUGUUGAUCUUCAUUUUCUGUUGGAGAAUGACCGAGUGCAGGUUGAGGAAAUAGUGAAGAAACAUGCUGACCAAUUGUCAGGACGGCUAGGGUAUAUGGAACAGCAACUGGAGCUGCUUCUUGAUGCUGUAACAUCGACAUGCAGGCCCAUGACUCUUGAUGAGAAACAGCAGCUCCAGAAACUAAUUCAGAAGCUACCACCUAGAAAUCUUGACCGUGUUGUGGAAAUAAUCAGUCAAAGCAAGCCAGUAGAACAGCCUUGUGACCAAUUACUUGUUGAUCUGGAAAAAGAGGAUAAUAUUACACUAUGGAGACUGCAUUAUUAUGUUAAAGCUGUUGAGAGAGCCAGAACACUUUCAUGCAGCCAAAGGCUUGAUUAGUUUUUUUUUUUUUUUUUUUUACCAACCAAAGGCUUGAUUAGUUAAAUGCUGUAAAAGUUUGAACUGUAGCUCCAGUCAAUCAGGAUUUUUAAGUAGCAGACCCGCAUCUUACUAUGGGUAGAUUGUCAGUCUAGGAUUUUUUCCCCCUGUUAAUUCGGUAGCGAUGGGAAGAAACUUUUCGAUGACAAAUGAUGAUAAUCCACUAAGUCCCUUAGCUUUAGAAAGGCCUAUACAAGGUUUGGAAGUAUAUUUUGCAACUUUUGAUGGAUGUACCUAUUUUCUACUGCGUAGUAUCCGCUAGUUUGUAAAUUCUAUGAUGAAUAUGAAGCAAAAGCAAAUAUUCUCGGA
This is a messenger RNA of Prosopis cineraria, 1376 nucleotides long. RefSeq lists its product as uncharacterized. The record is from RefSeq and is a predicted model, not a curated record. Bases 162 to 1028 code for a protein of 288 amino acids. Lineage: Eukaryota; Viridiplantae; Streptophyta; Magnoliopsida; Fabales; Fabaceae. The transcript is spliced from 8 exons.